AUGUCCGCCACUCCAACGACGACCACCCUCACCACUACCAUCAUCACCACCACGACCAACACACCCACACAGGCCCUCCCGAACGCUAGUAAAGGCAAGAUGGCCGCCGUCGCCGCUGCGGGCAGGAAGCGUAAGCUCACGCUGAUGAACGGAGAGGAGCUGGAUCUGCAGCAAGUCAAUGCGAUCGCGCCCGUGCGGCCCGAGGUCGUGGAGGCGAUGAAGUUGCGCAUCAUCGAGCUCGAAGACCAGCUCGCUGCGAAGUCCCCUGCGAAGCGCGCGCGGACGAUAGCGGCCGCGGAUGUUACCAUGGAGCUCGAGGCGGGUCCCUCUACCACGCCCGCUUCCCUAACUAAGGCGGACGAGAAGAAGCGCAAGAUCCACCUCAAGAAGAUCUUCGACCGGCUGAAGAAGGAGUGCAAAGCGGUCUCGUGCAAGUUCCAGGGCGCGCCGAAGACGAUCAAGAUCGAGGAGGUGUUCGAAGUCGACGAGUUCAACGCGAUCUUCGCAGGCAAGGGCAGGCUCAUCCAGCCCACGCCGGAGAACAAGCCGAAGAGCACCGUGACCAUCAUGGACUUCAACACCGCCCAGGUACAGGUGCUGUUCGGGGACGAGCUCAAGGCGCUCAAGGGUAACCGCUGGAGCCGCGGCGGCGUCCCCGUGCGCACGUUCGGCGCCGGAUUUGGCGGGCUCGGCUCGAGCUUCAGCAAGUCCGUCAAGCAGGGCCCGUGCGACGUCGAGAUCCUCAGGCUCGACGUGAAUUACUCCAAGAACGGCAUGAAGUGCACGCUCAAGUUCGAUGUCGGCGAUGUCGGCGACGGUAGCGGGUACGACAGCGACGAGUGGUACUAG
Sparassis crispa is the source of this 849-nucleotide messenger RNA. RefSeq lists its product as hypothetical. The transcript is spliced from 6 exons. The coding region runs from base 1 to 849 and encodes 282 amino acids. NCBI's taxonomy places the organism in Eukaryota, Fungi, Basidiomycota, Agaricomycetes, Polyporales, Sparassidaceae. The record is from RefSeq and is a predicted model, not a curated record.